This is a messenger RNA of Equus caballus (horse), 3069 nucleotides long. RefSeq names its product potassium voltage-gated channel subfamily A regulatory beta subunit 1 (gene KCNAB1). Gene Ontology annotation, molecular function: potassium channel regulator activity; voltage-gated potassium channel activity; transmembrane transporter binding. Gene Ontology annotation, biological process: potassium ion transport; transmembrane transport; negative regulation of delayed rectifier potassium channel activity. The record is from RefSeq and is a predicted model, not a curated record. Gene Ontology annotation, cellular component: voltage-gated potassium channel complex; cytoplasm; membrane. NCBI's taxonomy places the organism in Eukaryota, Metazoa, Chordata, Mammalia, Perissodactyla, Equidae.
GGGUGAAUUGCUGCCUUCUCCCCUCCUUUGGGAGACAGAAUAGGUUUUGCAGCAAGUUAGCAGUCCUGACUCCAAAAGGCUGCACUGUGGCUUUUCAGGAAACUUCAAACUUAUCUGCUUGAGAAAUACCGCGCAAAGGGGAACCCUGGCAAGGCUAAUAACAGGCAUUUCAAGCUGCGUGUUAGCAAGCCAGUCACAGAGUAUUCACGUGUCAAUUCACUGGCAUGUUUCGUGGCAGAAGCACCCCCACUCUGCCUUCCCCCAGUUCCAACUGUUGUGCUGCAGGAGGAUUUGGUCUGAGUCUGGGCAGAGCCCUUUUUAUGAGCAGCCCUCCAGAUUCUGUUACAGCGAGAGUCUGGCGAAAGCGAUCCUUGCCUUCCCGUCGCACACAAAGGCAGGGAGCUCCUUAAAGGGACCCGCCUGCUCCUCCGUGCAGCUGCAAACCCGCGUCCCUGCGGGCUCAGGAUCCAGGCUUCCGCCUGAGAAUGAGUGGGGAGGGGUCUUGAGAGCCCCCACAUCCUCCGGGAGCCGGGCCGGGAGGGACCUGACAGCCGGAGUGGAUGGAGACCACAGGUCCGUGGGGACAGGCUCGAGAUUAGCUGCUUGUUGGGAUGCUCCACGCGCCAGUUGAGCAUCCUGCCUGUGGUCCAGAGGGUGCUGGCGGCGCAUCCUGCGGUAUGCCUGCGUGGAUCUGAGCCAUCGCCCAGAAGCGAGCCCGCAUUCAGACGCCGCGGGCCGGCUCCCGGCAGGGCUGCGUGCAGUCAGCACGAAUGCUCAGCUCUCGGCGUCUGCGACAGCCUCCCGACCGCACGGAUUUGGCUGUUGAAUCAGCCGAGAUUACUGCCCGCGAAGAUUUGCGAGCCUGAUCCGCGCUCCAGCUGCCGUGACAACUUCAGGGCUGGCUGCUUACUUCUCUUGGUGCCCCGGACUCUGUCCUGCCCCGCGGCCACCCCUGCCCUUCCCGGCUCGGAAGUAGGCAGCGAGGACUCCUCUGACGGCAUCCCCGGCAAGGGGAGCAAGGAGGGGUGAAAAGACGAGCAGAACCCUCCAACUGCUCAACCUCCGUGACUGCCUGUGUUCUGGCGUUCUGAGAGGGACUGUGCACCGCCCGGGGAAGCAAUGCAAGUCUCCAUAGCCUGCACAGAGCACAAUUUGAAGAGUCGGAAUGGUGAGGACCGACUUCUGAGCAAGCAGAGCUCCACCGCCCCCAAUGUGGUGAACGCAGCCCGGGCCAAAUUCCGCACGGUCGCUAUCAUCGCGCGCAGCCUGGGGACCUUCACCCCUCAGCACCACAUUUCUCUCAAAGAGUCCACCGCGAAGCAGACUGGCAUGAAAUAUAGGAAUCUUGGGAAGUCAGGACUCCGAGUCUCGUGCUUGGGUCUUGGAACAUGGGUGACAUUUGGAGGUCAAAUUUCAGAUGAGGUUGCUGAACGGCUGAUGACAAUCGCCUACGAAAGUGGGGUUAAUCUCUUUGAUACUGCCGAGGUCUAUGCUGCUGGCAAGGCUGAAGUGAUUCUGGGGAGCAUCAUCAAGAAGAAAGGCUGGAGGAGGUCCAGCCUGGUCAUAACCACCAAACUCUACUGGGGUGGAAAAGCUGAAACGGAAAGAGGGUUGUCAAGAAAACAUAUUAUUGAAGGCCUGAAGGGCUCCCUCCAGAGGCUGCAGCUUGAGUAUGUGGAUGUAGUCUUUGCAAACCGCCCGGACAGUAACACCCCCAUGGAAGAAAUAGUUCGCGCCAUGACGCAUGUGAUAAACCAAGGGAUGGCCAUGUACUGGGGAACCUCGCGGUGGAGUGCCAUGGAGAUCAUGGAAGCCUAUUCCGUAGCAAGACAGUUCAAUAUGAUCCCACCCGUCUGUGAACAAGCUGAGUACCAUCUUUUCCAGAGGGAGAAAGUGGAGGUUCAGCUCCCAGAACUCUACCAUAAGAUAGGAGUUGGAGCAAUGACAUGGUCUCCUCUUGCCUGUGGGAUCAUCUCAGGAAAAUAUGGAAACGGGGUGCCUGAAAGUUCCAGGGCUUCACUGAAGUGCUACCAGUGGUUGAAGGAAAGAAUCGUAAGUGAAGAAGGGAGGAAACAGCAAAACAAGCUGAAAGAUCUGUGCCCGAUUGCUGAGCGUCUGGGGUGCACGCUGCCUCAGCUGGCCGUGGCAUGGUGCCUGAGAAACGAGGGUGUGAGCUCCGUGCUCCUGGGGUCAUCCACUCCUGAACAGCUCAUUGAAAACCUCGGUGCCAUUCAGGUUCUCCCAAAGAUGACAACACAUGUGGUAAAUGAGAUUGAUAACAUACUGCGCAACAAGCCCUACAGCAAAAAGGACUACAGAUCGUAAGGCAGUGCAGGAGCCGCAGGAGCCACAUGGUUCCAACAGCGGUCUCCACCAGUACAGAAUGGUGUUACUAGCCAGUCUUCUGAAUCCCUUAGCAGCCUGCUGCUCAACCUCUAGUGUCCCCGGAUCCUGAGGGGUCUGCUGUUGCUACCACUGUGCACCUGAAUUAUGAGCACAUCUGAAAUCUCACAACCAAGAAACUCCAUUCUAUUUUCUUCUUUGGACAGGAGUCGCCAGUCCUUGCGUUGCUCAGUACACCUCAUGCUUAUGCAGUGGGAAGUGUAGGAGGGGAAGACAUGACCUUCAGGCAUUUAGUAACUCAGAGAAGGCUGUAGAGAUAUAUUUUUUCAAAGGAACAAAAGCCACAGAUGCAAUGUGGACUGCAUUAGAAAGAGUAGCCUUUGUUCACUCAGAAGUCUUGCUUGAGAGAAUAAGCAGAAACUUUACUUUUUUUCUAUUUUCACAUUCAUGUUAGCAAGUUUUUUCGUCAUUCAAAAAAACGAAAAUUCCUAGGUAUUUGCUCUCACUACCUUUUAAAUAUUCACUGUUGCUUGCCCCCAAGAAUGACCCCAUAGAGCAAUUUAUCCAAGAAGUCUAUUAGGAUGCUAACAAUGCCAUGUCUAUUUACAUGUAGAGAUGGUAAAAGGACGCACACCCCAAUCUUUAGAGACAUUGCGGUUAACUUAUGAAAGGGAGGAUUAUACUGCUGUGGGAGCUUAUCUUUGAAUAAAGUGUAUCUGCAAUGAA